CAUAUUAUCAAUCAAUUAAUAACUAUUUCAUUUUAAUUAAAUUAUCACAAAAAAAAUUACAAUCAUGUCUCUUAAGUUGAUCGUAUUCGCGGCAUUCAUUGCCUGUUCACAAGCUGGUCUCAUUGGUGCCCCAGCAAUUGGCUAUGCUGCUGCUCCAGCUGCCUACUCAACAUCAAGUAUUACACGGUCACUUGCACCCAGAUUACUGGCUGCACCAGCAUUAGCCCCAGCACAAUUAGCAUAUGCCGCACCUGCCUUAGCUCCAGCUCCAUUAUUAGCCGCACGACCAGCUUUAGCUUACGCUCCACGACCAGCCUUGGCUUACGCUCCACAACCUGCCUUAGCAUUAGCACCACAACCUGCCUUACGGUUAGCUCCAGCUAUCGCUGCACCAGCAAUUGCUAAAGUAGCAGUACCAGAACCCUACGAUCCAAACCCACAAUAUACAUUCUCAUAUGGUGUAUCAGAUCCAACCACUGGAGACCAAAAGAGUCAAUCAGAAUCCCGUAGUGGAGACACCGUACAAGGUGAAUACAGUUUGAUUGAACCUGAUGGUACCAGACGUACCGUACAAUAUGCAGCUGACCCAAUUAAUGGUUUCAAUGCUGUUGUAUCACGUGAAGCCGCUGUCCAAAAAGCAAUUAUUGCACAACCAGCUAUUGCUAAAAUUGGUUUAGCUGCACCUACAUAUGGUUUGGCCGCCGCACCUUUAGCUGCUCCUUUGGGUUUGGCUAAAUCCAUUUAUGGUUAAAAACUUGAAUGUGUUUGAUUAUUAUAGACUGAAUUUAAUUAAUUUUACACUCAAGUGAAUUUAGCUGUGAAUAAACAAAAUGAAUGAGGCUUUAAUUUUUUUA
Molecule: messenger RNA, 854 nt
Organism: Chrysoperla carnea
Lineage: Eukaryota; Metazoa; Arthropoda; Insecta; Neuroptera; Chrysopidae
Product: larval cuticle protein A2B-like
Exons: 2
Coding region: 65-751 (228 amino acids)
Cellular component (GO): extracellular matrix
Source: RefSeq, a predicted model, not a curated record